This is a messenger RNA of Apis cerana (Asiatic honeybee), 2903 nucleotides long. RefSeq names its product Ras-related GTP binding A/B (gene RagA-B). Gene Ontology annotation, molecular function: GTPase activity; GTP binding. Lineage: Eukaryota; Metazoa; Arthropoda; Insecta; Hymenoptera; Apidae. Gene Ontology annotation, cellular component: lysosome; nucleus; Gtr1-Gtr2 GTPase complex. Gene Ontology annotation, biological process: positive regulation of TORC1 signaling; cellular response to starvation; negative regulation of autophagy. The record is from RefSeq and is a predicted model, not a curated record.
UUUUUUUUUAUUUUUUUGUUUAUUUUUUUAUUUUAAAUAUUAUAUUAUAAUACUAUGAUAUCUUAAUGUUAUAUUUAUUAAUAAAAAUCUUCAUAUUCAUAAUUGAUCCAUAUUUUUGACACGAUUAUAAGUUUUUUGCAUAGUUAAGAUUAUAUUUGAUAAGUUUAUGUAAAUAGUUAUAUUGAAAACUCUUCUCUAAAUGACUUUUUCAUUGAAAAUAUUAUAUUAGAAAAAUAAUAAAAUUUUAAUAAUAUAUUAAUUGUAUUUGUAUUUUAUAUAAAAAAUCAAAUUCAAAACAGAAUUAUUUGUUUAUCUUAUAUUUUUUAUAUUAAGUAUUACAUAUAUUUAAAUUUUAAUAAAUUAUAGACCAAAUAUUAAUAUUUUAUAUUAAAUUUCAUAUUUUAUUUUCAUAUUAAUAUUUCAUAUAAAAUAUAUUAUUAUAUAAUUUAAAAAUAUUUAAAUUAGUUUACAAUAAUAAUCAUGUAAUAUUUUUAUUUUAAAUUAAAAAAAUGUAAUAUUUUUAAAAAAUAUAAAUAUUUUAUAAAAAAUAAAAUGUUUAAAGAUAUUUAUUUUUACAAAAAAGUAUAAUUUAGAAAUUUAGAAAUAAAAAAUAACUAAUGAAAAAUAAGAAAUAAGAUAAUUAAAUUGUUUAAUAUUUAAAUAAUACUCAAGUAAUAUUUAAAUAUAUGAAUAUUGAAUAAUACAUAAAGUAAUACAUAAUAAAAAUAUUGAUGACGAUAAUAUACAUUAAUAUACAAUAAUAAAUAUAUUUUUAUUGUAUAUAUUAUCAAAUAUAAUUUUUAAUAAUCAACUUGAUUUAAUCUUAAAUCUAUAUCUUUAAACGAUACUUGAAUAAUGAUAAUAUGUGUGAAGUUAGCUAUUAGAAGUUGGUAAUCACAGCAGAAAAAUAAAAAGUAACCAUUUUUCAUAUAAUAAGACUGUUUACUAUUAAGGAAAUCGUUAUUUUCGUUUUUUAUAAUCAUUAUUUUAUGUUAUGAAAUAUCUAUGAAUUAUAUUUAAUGCUAUUUAUAAGUCAACAAGAAGACUAAUGUUUUUAUUACAGUUCAUAAAGUUAUAUCUACUAUAUUUAUGAUUCAUCAAAUAAUGUAAAAUAACCUCGAUAUGAAAUUUGACAUUUGACGACAUAUUUAACGUCAAAAUAAUUAAUCAAUCACUUUUUACAGAAGGAAAGUUAUCAGAAUCAGUUUUAAUUAAUUAAAACUUUAACUAAGUUUAACAUUAUUAAUUCAAAAUGAAGAAAAAGGUUUUGUUGAUGGGUAAAAGUGGUUCAGGAAAAACCAGUAUGCGUAGUAUAAUUUUUGCUAAUUAUAUUGCUCGUGAUACUCGUCGUUUGGGAGCAACAAUUGAUGUAGAACAUAGUCAUGUUCGAUUUCUUGGUAAUUUGGUAUUAAAUCUUUGGGAUUGUGGUGGUCAAGAAGCAUUUAUGGAAAAUUAUUUUGCAUCACAACGUGAUAAUAUAUUUAGAAAUGUAGAAGUUCUGAUCUAUGUUUUUGAUGUAGAAUCCAGAGAAUUAGAUAAAGACAUGCAUUAUUAUCAGAGUUGCUUAGAAGCAAUAUUACAAAAUAGUCCAGAAGCAAAAAUAUUCUGUUUAGUACAUAAAAUGGAUUUAGUACAAGAGGAUCAAAGAGAUUUGAUAUUUAGAGAAAGAGAAGAAGAUUUGAAAAGACUUAGUUUGCCUCUUGAAUGUACUUGUUUCAGAACUAGUAUAUGGGAUGAAACAUUAUAUAGAGCAUGGUCUUCAAUCGUAUAUAUGUUAAUUCCAAAUGUGAAAGAACUUGAACAAAGUUUGAAACAAUUUACAAAUAUUAUUGAUGCUGAUGAAGUACUUUUAUUUGAAAGAGCAACAUUUUUAGUGAUUAGUUAUUGUCAAAGACAACAUCAUAGAGACGUACAUCGAUUUGAAAAAGUAUCUAAUAUAAUAAAACAGUUCAAAUUGAGUUGCAGUAAACUGGCAGCACAGUUUCAGAGCAUGGAAGUUAGAAAUACAAAUUUUGCGGCUUUUAUCGAUGUAUUUACGUCGAAUACAUAUGUAAUGGUUAUUAUGUCGGAUCCUGCUAUUCCAUCAGCAGCAACAUUAAUCAAUAUUCGUAAUGCCCGAAAACAUUUCGAGAAACUAGAACGUGCUAGUCAAAGUUCAGCAUUAAGUAGAUAGAAAUCAGCUCGACCCAGGCGCGUUGUCACCCGGGUCCAAGCUGUUAAUCAUUAUUGAAUCUAAGAGUCAUUUUAAAAGAGAAUCAUCAAAAUAAAGGUGAAAAAAAUAAGAAUUUUUUUCUUUUUGUUAAUUAAAAUAAUUUUGUUAAUGAAUAAAUAAUUUCAACCAUUAUAAUAAAUGUUAUUCUUAAAGAAUGAUAUUCUUUGAUAAAAAAUAUUUUAAAUUAUUCAUAUUUUAUUUUAUAUAAAAAUUAAUAAAGAAAUAUUUAAAAAUUUUGGCACAUAUGUAUAUUAAUAAAUAAAUAUAAAUAAAUAUAUGCCAUUACUAUAUUAAGUGAAAUAUAUUGUUAUUCACUUACAAUAAAUAAUCUCUUGGCUCUUAGAUAAAACAUGGUUUUCUAGAUUAAGCAUUUUCCUGAUUUUAUAAUAUUACGUAUAGCGUUCUUAAAUUUCUGUAUAGCAAAUCUGGCCUGUUAUAAAAACAUAUAUUUUUUUAAAUUAUAUUAUAUGUUUUAAUACAAUAGUGUAUAUACUUAUUAUAACUAACCAUGUCAUUAUAACAAUUAAUAAAUAAUUGUCUUUCAAUUUAAAUGAUAGUGUUAAAUUAUGUUAUAUUUUGUAUAAAAUUUUGAUCAGUAUUUUUUGAUAUAAAAUGAUAUUAAACUUGCUUGAAUUUUUUUAUAGCUGUAUUUAUGGAAAAAUAAUAAAAGAAAGGGAAUAAUAAAGUCUUA